AUGAAGAUAGACAUAGAAAAGGGGAAAGCUCCAAUUCGGGAAACGGCUAUCGGCCACAGGAAUAGAAGGCCCCCUCUGGUUAAGGAUUUAAGGGAAAUAUACCAUAUAAAACAAAUAAUGGUCGCAAUGGAAAAUCAGCACAUUAAAAGUAGGUCAAUAAAUUUUAUAAAUGAAACGUUGGAAUUUUUAGUGGAUACAGGUAGCAGCGUAGAUAUAAUUCGUUUAUCCGCAUUAACGGCGGAUACGAAGUUAGUACCAGGUGAAGCGAUUUCUUUAAGAGAAAUAAGUAUUACGUUAGAAACCACCAUAUGUAUAGUAGAGAUACCAAUAGAAAUAGGUACAGAAAUAUUCGAAAAUAUAAAAUUUUAUAUAGUUAAAAACGAUAUGCCACUCAUUAAAGCAGGUAUAUUAGGUAGACCAUUUUUCCAGUUACAAAACACUACAAUAAAUAUGCCAUACGGAUGUAGCACAAACACGUUAACAUUAGGGAAUCAUAUAAGAAUACCUUCGCGAGUAGAAUAUAUAAUGGCAGUAGGUGUUGACACUGGGACGGUUAAGGAUAAUGAGGCAAUAACUAUUCAUCAGGGAGAGCUACAGGAAUAA
This is a messenger RNA of Macrosiphum euphorbiae (potato aphid), 603 nucleotides long. Lineage: Eukaryota; Metazoa; Arthropoda; Insecta; Hemiptera; Aphididae. The record is from the annotation of a GenBank genome assembly.